AUGAGCCUGCCAAAAGACUCCCUCUCGGACCUCGACCGGCACAUAAAACUACUCGAAGACAAAGUGAACCAGCUGCGCACGUCUCUCACUGUCUGGCAGAAAUGGCAUCUCGAAUAUUCCGAGCUCAAGGAAGAAGUCGAGCAGCUGUCCAAGGACCCGUCCCCGCGCGAGGAGCUUGCCCGUAUCCGCCGUGACUUUGAGAGCGAUCUCCUGACCGAAAAGGAGAUCGGUCAAAUUUUUGGUCAAAAUGACCUCAAUGAACGCGGGCAGAUUAUCGGUGUUCUCUCGCGACGCACUGACUACGUCGAGCAGAACAUCGAGUCUCUGGAAAAGCUCAUCGAGGCCGAGGAGAACAAGCUAGCCGCUGUCUCCAUUGUCGCAUACCCUGGCGCCGACACCGACGAGGAUAGCGGGUUGCCCAUCACUGACAUAAUCGAGGAGCUUGACGAUGACGACAACGUCGUUGAGUUCCGAUUGCAGUCGGGGAGCGACGUGCCCAUAAAGGUCCUCGACGCUCUCAAGAAGGCGGGCAUCCAUGACAUCCCCGAGACCGAGGCGGACCUGCUCAACAACCGGACAUUUCCCGCAAUCGGCAAGACGGGGCAGGCUCCCGAGGCCGAGUUGGCAUCUCCCGUGCCCCCUUCCGUUGUGGUGACCCCUAGUACUACCCCGGCUGAAGUCGAUUUGCCGAGUACAAAAAAAAACGUUUCAUUUUCCCAAGAUACAAAGCCACCCAAUGUUAGCGACCAACCCCCCAAGUCGAUGGCGGCUCGGAAGUUGGAGGAGAUCAUGCAAAAGGCCAAGGAAUAUGAAGCGAUCGAUUUGUCCAAAGCCGUUAUCCCCGACAAUGAGCCUGCCGAGGACAGCGAGCUGCGCCGUCAGAUGCUCCAGUACGGCAUGUCUGAGAUUGGCCCAGUAGUUGCCGAGCUGGAGCUGGACGACGGCACUCCUGACGAGGAGGAUGAAGACUGGGAUGACGAGGACGAUGACGAGGACGAAGAUGAGGAUGAGGAUGAACUCGGACGUUCCAAACACAGCGUUAUAACUAGCGGUUAUAUCAAGCGCAUGCAGGAGCUUGAGAAGCGACUUGGAGUCAAGUCCGCCUUCACCGUCGAGCGCCCCGAGUCGCGGCCAAGGAACCUAGACGAGACCGUGGCUGGCGUUGGCCGGAUUUCCGUCAAGGCAAAGACUGCCAAGAGUGUCAAGUUUGCCCCGGAGCUGGACAUUGCAGAUGAAAGUGUCUCCCGUACAUCACUAGCACUUCGGCCAAAGGAGGCAACAAUUAGUCCCAUUGCUGAUGUUGUCGAGAAGAUGACCACGUUUGAAUCACCUGAUGAUGCCGAGGAGGAGCCCCCGAAGCGGGUGUCAAAAUUCAAGAAAGAGCGUAUUAGCACAAAGCCUCCAGUGCCCUCAAUACCCACACUUCCUCGCGGCCCUCACCAAGUGCCCGCAAAAUUCCUCACUGAGAGCCGACCAGAGUCUCCCCCGCUACCUGCUGCCCCGGAAGGCCGGACUAUUGCCGACACUGUCGUUGAGCGAAAUGUCUCUACGCAGCCGAACGGACCUGAUGACAUGGAUGAUGUCCUCUUAUACCAAGCCGCAGCGGCUGAGUACAACCGACUACGAAACAAAAUGAUACAGAAAGAAGGCGGCUUCAUGAAAAAAGAGGAGCAAGAAAUUGUUCCCCUCGGCGAAGAAGAGGGCGGACCGAAGCGUAUGAGCAAAUUCAAGGCGGCAAGGCUGGCCAAGCCAUAG
This is a messenger RNA of Lasiosphaeria miniovina, 1755 nucleotides long. RefSeq names its product Prefoldin subunit-domain-containing protein. The coding region runs from base 1 to 1755 and encodes 584 amino acids. The transcript is spliced from 2 exons. Lineage: Eukaryota; Fungi; Ascomycota; Sordariomycetes; Sordariales; Lasiosphaeriaceae. The record is from RefSeq and is a predicted model, not a curated record. Gene Ontology annotation, biological process: negative regulation of phosphatase activity; negative regulation of transcription by RNA polymerase II. Gene Ontology annotation, molecular function: phosphatase inhibitor activity; chromatin binding; transcription corepressor activity.